Molecule: messenger RNA, 3624 nt
Organism: Glossina fuscipes
Lineage: Eukaryota; Metazoa; Arthropoda; Insecta; Diptera; Glossinidae
Product: GTPase-activating Rap/Ran-GAP domain-like protein 3
Exons: 15
Coding region: 94-3378 (1094 amino acids)
Biological process (GO): regulation of small GTPase mediated signal transduction; activation of GTPase activity
Cellular component (GO): cytoplasm
Molecular function (GO): GTPase activator activity
Source: RefSeq, a predicted model, not a curated record
UAACAAAGAAUUACUAAUUAAAUAUUGUUUAAGUAAAUGAAAAUCAAAUGAUCAAGUAACAAGAACGAAAGGCAACGAGUAAUAAUCAUCAGCAUGUUGUGCUUCAAUAUAAAAUUAGCGACAAUUUUUCGCACUUAUCGCGAUGAGAGUGUACGUGACCGCAGCCAAAGUCUUUGUGCACCACCCACAACAACACGAGCACCACCACAUAAGGACAUAGGUGCUUUGCGUGUAUUGCAACGUCGUGCAUCGAGUGUCAUUUCAUCCGCCACUGAGCUUAUAUCGAGACGUGGAGUAUUUUCCCGACAACAUUACGGUUCAGUCGAUCAGCUACCACAAUCUGAGUUGGACAAUAUUGACCCUAAUCAUAAACGUUUUCGUGUAGAGAAUGGUGAAUCUUUGGCAGAAAAGGACGAGGUCUUUGGCUCGCCCAGUACACCAAUAUUGGAAAAUCCUGAACAUCAAACGCGCUGGUAUUUCAAGUAUUUCCUUGGAAAACUGCAUCAGAACUAUGUUGGUAUUGAUGCCGAAAAAUGUCCUUAUUUUUUGUCAGUGGUAUCACAAGAUUCAGGUCAUCAAGCCGCACCAAUGUAUCGCGCAAUUUUAUUCCGCAAGCAGGGUACACAGAAGAUAGCACUACCGUAUAAUGGUAAUCAAAAACUUACAGUGAAACAAAUACUUGCUCACUUUAGUGGGAUCGACGCAACGAGCACGAAAAAUCCAAAGGAGAUAUUUGCAGCCGAUAUACAAAAGGAUUUACUGCUGCUCGAAGAGCAGGAGGGUUCAGUUAACUUUAAAUUUGGUGUUGUUUACAUGAAACCGGGCCAGCGUUGCGAUGAUGAAAUGUUAAGUAAUGAAGAAGCUAGUCAAGACUUUGAAGAUUUUCUUGAUGUCCUCGGCGAACGUGUACGUCUCAGGGGUUGGGAUCGCUUUCGUGGCGGCUUAGAUGUUAAAGGAGAUAUGACUGGAAAAUAUUCUGUUUACACUCUAUAUGAAGGUCAUGAGAUAAUGUUUCAUGUUUCAACACUUCUGCCUUUUUCAAAAGAUAAUCGACAACAGGUUGAACGGAAACGUCACAUUGGGAACGAUAUUGUUAAUAUAAUAUUUAUCGAUCAAAGCGUAGCACCAGCACCAGCGCACACAUUCCUACCCACAAUGUUUGAUCCGACAUGGAUAAAAAGCCAGUUUACACACAUAUUUGCGGUAGUUACUAAAGCGAAGCAAACAUAUCGUUUGGCGAUAUUUUGCGAUGAAAAUGUUCCGCCAUUCGGCCCGACACUACCAAACCCACCAGAAUUUAAUGAUGUCAAUAUGUUUCGUGAAUUUUUGCUUGUCAAAUUAAUUAACGCUGAGAAAGCUACAUUUCAAACACCAAUAUUCUCACAGAAACGUGAACGCACUUUGGAAAUGUUGAUUAAAGAUUUGCACGAGGAUUACAUUGGCGAUAAUAAAAUGAAUAUGCUGAAUCGGCGAGCUUUCUCGGAGGUUUUAUACGACGUGCCAAGAACAUCAAAACUUAAAGAAGAUGCUCGGCAAAUUGAAUUUGUGCGUAUAGGUCAGGCUCUCAAGCUGGAAGCCAUUGUAAAAGGUGAUGCUCCCACCAGUAUUGCUUCCGCCAGUCCCUGUACCAUUUUCAAGAAACCACCUUGGGAACCAUAUUGUUUUUAUCCAACAUUUCCGCAUCGCGGCUCAUUGGCAGGUGAUUCAUUCGGCAUAGAUGACGAAGGUCUAUUCAUAGCAACAGAUGACGGUACAUUUCUGAUUAAAGAAGAUCAAUCGUUGCAAUUAGUUUUUGAUAAAACUUUGCUUAUACGACAAUUGAAUAUUUUGGAAGAGCAUGGCUUGGUUUUAAUACGCGGCGGGUCAUUAAAUAAUCGCGAUGCUCAUCGCGUGCACGUGUUUCGGCUAAGAGAAUUUUAUGCGAAACGACCGGAUGACACGAUUAAAUGUCGUUCUCGAUCAGAAAUUAAAGAUCGACGCAUUGAACGAACCAGAGGUUGCCAUUUAUUCGCGAGCUGCCGUGCAAAUGGCGGACAUUUACGUUUGGUAGUAAUAGUUGGUCGACGAAUGCAACUAUUUCAAUGGAAACAUACUGCCGCCUGGGCUUCCUGGUGCUCUGAAAACGAUAUAGAAACAGCUGAAGGUUUUAUUUAUCAAAAAGAGAUAUCACUUAAUGACACGCCUACCAUAGUGACACCAUUAGAAGGCCCCACCAAUACUACAAACGGAGGGCUAAUAUGUGUUGGUUAUCGCUAUCAUUAUGAAAUCGUUUGCGAUCAAACGGGAGUUGCUACACGUUUACAUGAAGUUGAAUCUUCGAAACGGAAUCAAACGCAACUAACCGCAGCCAUAGAAUUAUGCGAUGGUUUAGAGACCGAGUUAUUGCUAUGUUAUAACCAUACUUGUCAUUUUCAAAAAUUAAAUGACAAAGAUGACUCACGAAAUGAAUUCGAUUUCCACUGGAAUACCUCACCUACUUCUGUGGUUUGCGCCUUCCCUUAUAUACUGGGUUUCACAUCAGACUCAAUGGAAAUUCGUUUGCUGGUCAAUGGAAAUUUAGUGCAUACAGCUAUCCUGCCGGAAUUACAAAUGAUAACUUCUAAACGUGAUAUAUUCUUUGUAACAACAGCUCCAGAAUUUAUGUCCAAAGAUCUUAAUAUUAGAGGUCUACAAAUUCAAGAGCAUGCCAGUGAAAAACGUUUCGUAACUACACCAAGCGAAUGUUCCUCAAACGAAGAGUUGACGCGUGAGAGUCUCAGUAUUGGGGAUCAACAAAUUUGCGGCAAUACGUCCAAGGAAUUACCUAUAAAUCCAGAACAUGAGAUGAAUAACUUACUCGAAAUUCCUGCUAUGCCUGGUCAAGAUCCGCCGCUCAUACAAAGGGCGCGGUCUCUACAAAAGAGUGCCCAUGUCGAAGAGAAACCCAUAAUAGCCAAAAGUAAUUCAUAUGGAGACAGUUACAAUAAUUCAGCGCAACGUAAGGGUUCUGUUAUGGAAGCUCAUUUAGUCGGUGUACCACCUAAUUCGCCGCGUAACGGCACCACAUGUGCAAAUUCGUUACAAAAUAAACAAAAUUCACCCAUGUCUCCGACGAAACGUAAUUCAAAGUAUCGCAAUCUCUUUAACAGCACUAACACUACUCCAACAACAGAAAACUAUUCAAGUUCGCCAGAUCGAUCAAAACCUUUACGUAUUUAUCGCAUACCCUUAACAAAGUUAACAGGGACUCAUUCUCAUUUCAAUAUGCAUUCGUUUAGUGCUACGAAUGCUGCAGCCAAACAAAAUCGCGAACGCGAAAUAAUAUCGAUUAAUUUACGCGAUUAUCGUCAAACAUCUAUUGAUGUAACGUUACCCUUAAAAAUGGAACAAAACGAAUGACAUUUGUAUAAGACAGACAUUAAAGAAAAGCUUCAACAACAAACACUUACGCCCACGGGCAUGGUAUUUAUGGAAAAGCGUAAAUCUAUAGAUCGUUACGAUUUUGAUGACAACAAGUUCAAUGAAGAAGACGAACGCAGAUUUGAAAUGUUGAUGCUUCAGCGCUAACGUAGUUAAUAGUUAAAAAAAAAAAAAGAAGAAAAAUAUUUGAAAAGUUUCAUUUAAAUCAUACUAAUUGAAUUAAUU